This is a messenger RNA of Hibiscus syriacus, 768 nucleotides long. RefSeq lists its product as uncharacterized. Bases 177 to 605 code for a protein of 142 amino acids. Lineage: Eukaryota; Viridiplantae; Streptophyta; Magnoliopsida; Malvales; Malvaceae. The transcript is spliced from 2 exons. The record is from RefSeq and is a predicted model, not a curated record.
UUCUUCCGCAAUAGCGUCGUUCUCUCCUUCCUUCCUCUCAAAGCCCAGCAGAAACAACGGCCACCGUGCGCAACGGCUCCGAUAAGGAGCUAAAUCCUCAUCUAAACUGGUUAUGAUGACAACCCCUCUAAAACGUUCCUAAACCUGAAAACUAAACUGAAAAAAAAACCUCGCAAAUGCUCUCUACUUCGCUCUACAUUAGCCCCACCAGACCAUCGCCGCCACGGCCUACGUCGCCUCAACGGACUCCGAUGAAGAGCCCAAACAGUAACCCGAUGAACGACCCAAACCUGAGCCUACACUACUCGACCCCGAGAGCAUGGAGGUUAUGGAGCAGUGUGUGGCUUGUUCGGUUGUGGUGUUGUAGUGGAGCAUGGGCACGAGCUGGGGAGUCGAGCUGGCAGGGUGAAUGCGCACUGCCUCGGGCUUCUGAUUCUUCUCGGUGUUCUCCAUGGUGCCAGGGCAUGGGCACUUGGUUAGUGGAGCAAGCAGGACAUGGGCGACAGUCCCUGUUGGUGUGCUCGUGGAGCAGAACGUGGGCUGCUGGGUGUUUCACGUGGGCAGCUAUGACGUGGAGCAGGGCACUUGUUGGGUCACUUAAUUGAGGUGCUCCACGUGGGGCUUGGUCUUGAGCUUGUAAUUGGGCUCUAGAUGUAAUUGGGUUGCAAUUAUUUGGGUCUAAUUUGGGCUUGUAAGACGUAAAUGGACUUUACACUUAAUUUGGAUUUUGGAUUGACUUUAAAUUUGUAUAUUGAUUUCCAAAACGAA